Messenger RNA from Brassica napus (rape), 3692 nucleotides. Its product is annotated as RPW8-like protein 3. The record is from RefSeq and is a predicted model, not a curated record. NCBI's taxonomy places the organism in Eukaryota, Viridiplantae, Streptophyta, Magnoliopsida, Brassicales, Brassicaceae. The transcript has 2 exons. Gene Ontology annotation, biological process: defense response to fungus. Bases 1112 to 1759 code for a protein of 215 amino acids.
UAUAUAUAUAGAAGGAGGUUCGGACGGCGGAGCUAUCACGGUUUGUGCUCAGAAACUAAAAUAUUGAAUUUUAAGCGGGAAAUUCAAUGGAUUUCAAAUUACAAGGAGGCAAAGUAAAUUAGAAUCAGAGAAAUCUGCGAUGACACAGUCCUCGGAAACUUUCGACAGCGGUUCUUCUCGGUAGUUUUCAACGGUGGUUCUCCUCGGAAACUCCUCGACACAAUAACUAAUGGCGACAUGUGCUAUCUAUUUAUUACCGAUAAUAUUCCGUGAAAAUUUCCGAUCAAAUACUGAGACGUCUCAUCUGUUGGUAUGUACCAAGAACCUCCCGACAACAUUUUCUAGAGGUUUCCGAGAAAGUCUGUUUCUCGGAAUAUUCCGACGCCACUUUCUUAGAAGUUUACGAGAACAUUUGUUUGUCGGUAACUGCCUAAAAGAUUCCGACAAAACAAGAGUGUUAUCGCUAUGGCCUUGCUUACUCGUCGGAAAUUUUGCGAGAACAAUGAUUGUCAAAAAAAUUAGUCGGGAUACAUGAUGUUUUCUUGUAGUGAUAUAUAUAUAUAUAAUAAUAUAUAUUUAUUAUUUCAUGAUAUGUAAAAACCCUAUAAUACAUAAAAAUUAUAUUAUAAUAAACACUUGUAUAUAUAGUGAACAUUGUACACGCAUUAUCUUUAAUGAAGAUAUUUUCACUUUAGUCUCUAUGCUAAUAAAUUCCCUUUUCUUUCGUCAAAUCCAAAUAUGUGGCAAUAGGGAUUAAACAAAGUGAACUAGUGUGGUUUUGAAUAAAUUUUCUAAAACUAUAAGCUUUUUGUAUGUUUGUUUGUGGAAGUCAAGAACAUAUUCUACAUACAAAGUCAAUCAUUAAUAUUGAUUCUCUUCCCUUCUGCAGAAUUAAGUGAUCACAACUUACAUAUAGAGAUCCAAUUAACUCCUUUCACAUAGUAACGAAAUAAUCUCGACCAAUACCAAGUCAAAGUCAAUGUUGUCUCUUAUCCUUAUAUACAUCUUCCAACACAACUCAUUUUAUCAAUAAAAGCAUAGUCUUCCAUUGUUCUAUGUACAUACGUUCACCUCAGGAGUUAGUUCUUCUCUCCUUAAUAUUCUCAAGAAAAUGCCGAUUGGUGAGGUUAUUGUAGGGGCUGCUCUUGGAAUUACUCUGCAAGUGCUUCAUGAAGCUAUCAUAAAAGCACAAGAUAGAUCUUCAACCACAAAAUGUAUCUUGGUCCGCCUCGAUGCUACAAUCUCCAGGAUCACUCCGUUGGUGGCUCAUGUCGAUAAGAUCAGCAAAAGAGUAGAAGGUUCUCAGAGGAAAGUCAUUGAAGAACUCAAGCGUCUUCUUGAAAAGGCUGUUCCUCUUGUUGAGGCUUAUGCAGAACUCAGACGCAGAAACCUACACAAGAAGCAUAGGUACAAGAGUAGUAUCAAAGAGUUAGAAGCUUCAUUAAGAUGGAUGGUAGAUGUGGAUGUUCAAGUCAAUCAAUGGCUAGAUAUCAAAGAACUUGUGGCCAAGAUGUCUGAAAUGAACACAAAACUCGACAAGAUCACGUGCCAACCAACUGAUGGUAGUUGUUUCAAGAGCAAUGAUAGCACAUCACCAGUGCUAUCACAAAGUAGUAAUCUCAAAGCAACAGACGGAUCUUCAGAGGAAGAUGAAGAAGAAAGCCCAAGUAGUGGAUCCGAACCAAGGAUCGAUAUCCACCUGCGAUGGAGUUCAAGAAAAGGAAGAAAAGCUCGUGAGAUCCGAUUCAUGGCCAAGUGAUGGCUUAAGCAACAAGUAAAAUGAAUGCUCAUUUGUGAAAUAUGAUUAUCUUUUUUUUUUUUUUUUUGUGGUUGUGUGGAAUGGAAAUGGAAUCAUGUACACAAAUAAAAAUGUAGUUUACCAAAAAAAUGUGUAGAAAAGUAGAAUUCUUUUUUUUUCUCAAAUCUAAAUGUCAAGUGUGUUACAAAAUACCAAUAUAAAGAAUUUUAUAAAUGAAGGAUGUGAGAGGAAUCUUAUAUAAACACAUAUAUAUGUAGUGAAUCAAAAAAUACAAGAUGUGGUGUCUGAACAAUACGGACAAAACAGAGUUUGUCCUCCUUAGCUCUCAAAGAGCAUCAUAAUCUAUUUCUCCGCUACUAUCAACAUCAAUCUCAGAUUCAGCAAGAAACCAUCAAAGCUACGAACAUCUGGAAUUGUGGCCUCUGAGAUGAUUUGCAUUAUAUUGUCAAGGCUCUGCAUCGGCUGUGCUCUGAUUCUUCAAGAACCAUUCAUGGAAUUUGAUAUCCGGAAUACUGAUUAUCUGCCACAAUUGGAUCUCUCAUCAUUUGUCCAUACAGAACCCACAAUAGCUUUAUAGAACCGUAAGACUUACAGUUGCAGGAUCAGCCACGAGAAUCCUCGAUAUUAGAUGGCGACAUUCUGGUGAAAGGUUUAAGUCCUAAGGGAUUGAGUAUGUGACACUAAGGAUUCUCUGCGUUUAAGCAGUUUCGAGAAUAAUUAAUAAGAAAAAGAUGUUUUGAGAUAUCAAGAAAACUGUUUCUUAAGAAAACGUUAUAUGUAUGAUCUUUCGAUAAUCUGUUGGCUGGUCUGGAUUCUCAAAUGGAUAUGCAUCAACCAACAUUACAUAAAGGGUUACGCCACAUGAGGGCCCUAGCGACUUUAAAAUAUGAGAAUAUUUUAAGCUUUAUAGAUUACUUGGUCUCAUUCUCCACAUGAGAGCCCUAGUGGAGAGGAAGGAAUUGGUCUCACUGCCACAUACUUUGCCAUCAUAUUCCUGUCGAAGAAGAAUCCCUGGUGCAAUGUAUGCAGGAGUACCAACAGUUGACUUAGGUUGCGAAGGAAGAAUAGAAGACUGAAGAAAAAGAAAUGCAUAUUUGAGAUUUACGCAGAAACAAUUCAUUUCAAUGUUAAUAAACAGGAAAUGUAGCGAUAAGAAGCCGCAGAAGGAACUGAAACACAUAUAAUAAACAAGGAACUGAGAGAACAAACCUAGAGAGAAAUAGUAGUACCUUAGAAUUUCCAAAAUCACAUAUUUUAAAACGAGGGGCAUGACUUCCAUCCAACAAUGUAUUUGCAGAAAUAUGCGGAAGUAAUAAGAAAAUAGAAAAAGUAUGUAUAUUCUUAGAAUGAUUUGUACAAAAGAUACAAGAUAUGUAGAGCAAUAAACUAGCUUGUUAAUUUUUAUUUUAUUUUGCAUAAAGGAGAAAGAAGAAGUAUUCAUAUUUUUGUCCAUAGAGUCAAACAUACACUACAAGAAGUAGUUUAAUUUCUGACAUACAUUUAUGUUGGAAAAUUGUCAGAAAUACGCUGUUUUGACCACAUUUUGAACAAAUAAAAUCGUCAGAAAAAUUCAGAAAUAUCGUCAAUUUUUUUGACCAUAUUGAAAAGUCAGAAAUGUCGUCAAAAAACAAACGUCGGAGAAUUAUCAAAAACAAUUAUCUACUUUUGAUGAAUCUGUGACCACUAUUUUUGUGUUAAUUUCUGAAUAUUAUUUAAUAAUAUAUCAGAUUAUUAAUUUAAAUAAAUAGUAAUGAUAAUAAUAACAUAAAAUUGUAAUAUAUAAUGAAAUCUGAAUAAAUAUGAAUUAAAUGUUAUUUGAAACAAAACAAUUGAAGUUUAACAACACAAGAAUACAUUCAUUAAAAAAAAAACUAAAAGCGGACUAGAGCUCAUUCAUCAUGUCCGCCUUGCCAUUACUUAAUUCAUUUGUUUA